This is a messenger RNA of Thermothelomyces thermophilus ATCC 42464, 826 nucleotides long. RefSeq lists its product as uncharacterized. The transcript is spliced from 4 exons. NCBI's taxonomy places the organism in Eukaryota, Fungi, Ascomycota, Sordariomycetes, Sordariales, Chaetomiaceae. The record is from RefSeq and is a predicted model, not a curated record. The coding region runs from base 63 to 569 and encodes 168 amino acids.
UUGUCUCGGCUUCCACCACCUCGGUGUGCGUGAGUCUCGACUACGGCAAGCACGCCCACGACAUGGACCUAGCGAACCUCCCCAAGAUGACCUUCAUCGCCGUCUUUGCCGGCUUCUUCUCCGUCCUCGCUACCGCCCGAAGCAAGACAUCCUUUGCCCUCACCCUGCUCCGGCUUAGCCAAGGCUGGGUGAUGAAGACCAUCAUCUGGUUCGUCAUGAUCACGAUGAACGCCAUCAUGGGAACCGCCAUGCUCUUCAUGUGGAUCAAGUGCCGGCCCUUCGCCAAGGUGUGGGACGAUACCUUGGAUGGGUGGUGCAUCGAACCGGCCAAAAUCGUGAUUCUGUAUCAGUGGUCCGUUGGCUGGUCCGGCUGUUCCGACGUGGUUCUCGCCCUUCUCCCUUGGAAUAUCCUCUUCCAUAUGCGCAAGACGUUGGACGUCAAGGAACGGCUUGGGAUUGCAAUUGCUAUGAGCAUGGGCCUCGUUGCCGGUGUCGCAUCCUUCGUCAAGUUGGCCAUGCUGCCGAGACUUACGGGAGAUCCGACUGAUACCGUCACUGUCACCACUUGAGGCAGCGCAGAAGGCGGGCUCACCAUCAUUGCCGCCUCCAUCCCCGUCCUCCGCACUCUCAUCCGUGGCAAGAAGGGUCAUUCAACCGCCAGGAUCGACACGGAAAACGAGCAACGCCUCAACUCGGCAAGCUUCGUAACACUGCCGACAGAGAGAAAAGAAGGAAUAGAUAAUUAUGGAUGUGUACAUCUACGGAGCAUGAUGUGAUAAUUAACAGUGUAUUUUGCUUCAUGCGUUUUGACGUUUGGUUUUCUUGA